CGAAAAUAUCUAAAUCACAAUUAGGUUCACGUAAAUCACUUGACAGUCAUUCCUCAACAUCGGAUUAUCAAUCGAGCGCUUUUGAAACAGCCGAAGAGCUGUAUCGAGAUAUCAAGGAAGAAGAUCAAAAGGCAAAGGCUCAGUAUAAGGUGGCCAAACCGGGUGGUAUACGUAAUUAUACACCAAAAAUAUUAUCGGAAGUAUCACUAUCUACCAGUGCGCCGGAAGCAAACGGUUUUAGUAAACAGAAAUCUAAAGUUAAAGACGAUCCGUGGAUCUGACAAUUACUGAAAAAUGGCAUUUGGUACAAUGACAUCUUUGCUCGGUAUGAUACCCCUACUGGCAAUCGGCAUGAAUUACUAUCGUUAUCAAACUGUGGAUCCCGAAAAUAAGGUGCAGGAGCCGCAAGUAAUAAGACGCCAAUAUGAUUUUGUGAUUAUAGGUGGCGGCUCGGCCGGAGCAGUAGUGGCCAAUCGUUUGUCGGAAAUUAAGAACUGGACGGUUUUAUUAUUAGAGGCGGGUGGUGAUGAAACUGAAAUAUCCGAUGUACCCGCCUUGGCUGGUUAUUUACAACUCACUGAUCUGGAUUGGAAGUAUCAAACUACCCCCUCUGCUACGCGACAAUAUUGUCAGGCCAUGAAAGGUGAUCGCUGUUUUUGGCCUAGAGGCAAAGUUUUGGGUGGUUCCAGUGUUCUCAAUGCCAUGGUUUAUGUUAGAGGUUCCAAAAAUGACUACAAUCAUUGGGAAUCUUUGGGUAAUCCUGGCUGGGGUUAUGAAGAUGUUUUAAAAUAUUUCCUUAAAUCAGAAGAUGUGCGUAAUCCCUAUUUGGCCCAAACACCCUACCACGAAACGGGCGGCUACUUAACUGUGCAGGAGUCACCCUGGCGUACUCCUCUUUCUAUAGCAUUUUUACAAGCCGGUCUAGAAAUGGGUUAUGAAAAUCGUGAUAUUAAUGGUGAGCUGCAGACUGGUUUCAUGAUCACUCAGUCAACGGUGAGAAGAGGUUCUAGAUGCAGUACCGGCAAGGCUUUCAUAAGACCAGUGCGUUUGCGCAAAAAUUUGGAUGUGCUUUUACAUGCCCAAGCCACGCGCAUUAUUAUAGAUAAUAAAAGAGCUACCGGAGUGGAAUAUAUAAAAAAAGGACGCAAGAAUAUAGUGUUUGUCAGAAGAGAAGUGAUUUCUUCCGCUGGUGCCCUUAACUCACCACAAUUACUCAUGCUGUCGGGUAUAGGACCCUCAGAUCAUUUACAAGAAAUGGGCAUACCGGUAGUAUCUGAUUUGCCUGUGGGCAGUAAUCUACAAGAUCAUGUGGGCUUGGGAGGUCUAACAUUUGUGGUAGAUGCUCCUCUUACCGUUACUCGCAAUCGUUUCCAAACUAUACCCGUUUCCAUGGAGUAUAUUUUAAGAGAACGUGGUCCUAUGACUUUUACGGGAGUGGAAGGUGUAGCUUUCCUUAACAGCAAAUAUCAAGAUCCUAAAAUUGAUUGGCCCGAUAUACAAUUUCAUUUCUGUCCCAGUUCUAUUAAUUCCGAUGGUGGGGAACAGAUACGCAAAAUCUUAAAUCUACGAGAUGGUUUCUAUAAUACCGUCUACAAGCCCUUGCAAAAUUCUGAAACCUGGUCUAUAUUACCUUUACUGCUAAGACCCAAAAGUACCGGCUGGAUACGCCUUAACUCCCGUAAUCCUCAGCAACAACCUAAAAUAAUACCCAAUUAUUUCGCCCAUCAGGAAGAUAUAGAUGUGUUGGUGGAGGGUAUUAAAUUGGCCAUUAAUGUUUCCAAUACCCAAGCUUUCCAAAGGUUUGGCUCCAGAUUACACAACAUUCCCUUGCCGGGCUGUAGGCAUCUAGAAUUCAAUAGCGAUGCCUAUUGGGCCUGUUGCAUUAAACAGUUCACCUUUACCAUUUAUCAUCCCUCGGGUACUUGUAAAAUGGGUCCCAGUUGGGAUACCACGGCCGUGGUUGAUUCCCGCCUUAGAGUUUAUGGUGUUUCCGGUUUACGUGUGGUAGAUGCCAGUAUUAUGCCCACUAUUGUCAAUGGUAAUCCUAAUGCCCCAGUUAUUAUGAUAGGCGAGAAAGCUUCUGAUAUGAUUAAAGAAGAUUGGGGUGUACGGCCGAUACGCAGACAAGGUUGAUCGCUAAAGCGUGUGUUACAAUGUUCCAUAAGCAAGCAGUUCCAUUAAGGCUUCCAUUAUAAAUUUGUUAGAGAUUUUAAGUGAAAAAAAUCUAAGUAAAAACUAA
This is a messenger RNA of Lucilia sericata (common green bottle fly), 2239 nucleotides long. Its product is annotated as glucose dehydrogenase [FAD, quinone]-like. Gene Ontology annotation, molecular function: oxidoreductase activity, acting on CH-OH group of donors; flavin adenine dinucleotide binding. NCBI's taxonomy places the organism in Eukaryota, Metazoa, Arthropoda, Insecta, Diptera, Calliphoridae. The record is from RefSeq and is a predicted model, not a curated record.